This is a messenger RNA of Aspergillus saccharolyticus JOP 1030-1, 516 nucleotides long. RefSeq lists its product as uncharacterized. The coding region runs from base 1 to 516 and encodes 171 amino acids. Lineage: Eukaryota; Fungi; Ascomycota; Eurotiomycetes; Eurotiales; Aspergillaceae. The transcript has a single exon. The record is from RefSeq and is a predicted model, not a curated record.
AUGAAUCCCUCUGGACUCUCUGCCAUUAAAGCUCUUCAGGAUGAGGAUACUUUCGACGUAGUCCGAGUAUGCGAGCGAUGCGAACGAGUAGGGGGGAUUUGGCACUAUGAUCCGACACCGGACCCCUUCCCCAGCCCUAAUUCCCCCCUUGAUGCCUUCGACUCAACGCUUUCUUCGCUUCCUUCAUUCACUCCUCCCCUGCCAGAGACCACCACCGCUCGCACUGGCAUCGAUACUCAUCGGGACAGCAAUGUCGGUGCUCAAGCCAUGGCCUUCAUGCACACUCCGUUCCCCGACACCAACUCCGCUGCUUCCAUCAAACAGCUCAGCCCCGCCAAUGCUUCUCGCCCUGUUGCCGUUGUGACAAACUAUAUUGAGAAUCUCUUUUGGCCCUACCUCAAUCUUGUCUCCAUGAGCACGACAGUUGAACGAGUCGAGAAGAUUGGCGCGAGAUGGAAGCUUACCAUGCGCCAAUCAAGCCCGCUGCACCGAGGAAACCCUCAGGAUUACGGGUGA